This is a messenger RNA of Pestalotiopsis fici W106-1, 1722 nucleotides long. RefSeq lists its product as uncharacterized. The transcript has 5 exons. The coding region runs from base 1 to 1722 and encodes 573 amino acids. Gene Ontology annotation, molecular function: CoA-ligase activity. NCBI's taxonomy places the organism in Eukaryota, Fungi, Ascomycota, Sordariomycetes, Amphisphaeriales, Sporocadaceae. The record is from RefSeq and is a predicted model, not a curated record.
AUGAUCUUUACACCACCUUCAUGGCUCCCCGCUAUUGAACAAGACCUGUCCAAAGUGGGGACAGUGGGAGACUUUGCGCUUCAAGGGACGCUGGGCAACGCCUCCGGCCCUAGGGUAGACGAGCCAACCUUUAUUUCUGCUUCUACGCAGAAGGAGAGAACCCCGGCGCAGAUCGCGCAGAACGUCGAGGCCUUGGCUGCUGGCCUUGCCCACGAAUUGCAAUGGUCUCCUAAUGCACCCGCACAAGGCGGCAAAGUGGUUGCUAUAUUGUCCGAAAAUACUGUGGAUUAUCUGGUCUACUGCUGGGCGGUUCAUCGUCUGAGAGGCACCUGUCUUCUUUUACACGGCACUACUUCGCCGCAGGAGAAUGCAAAACAUCUCCAGCGCAGUGACUGCAGAACCUUGAUUGUGUCUCCUGCAUUGCUUCAGUCUGGCCGUGCUGCUGCCGCUGCUGCUUCUACCAGCGAAGCAGGGAUUAGAGUUUAUCUGACAGAGCGGGUAGCCACUGACAGCGCCCAAGUCAAUGUCAAUGGCAAUAGCGACACCGACCUCAAAACCAUUGAAGAGCUUGUUAGCUUUGGGAAGACAUUGAGCCCUCUCCCAGCGCUCGAUUGGUCCCCUGAGGAGGCCCAAUCCAGUAUCGCAUACCUCUGCGCGACCAGCGGAACCUCGGGGGUGCAGAGACUGGCGCGUUUAAGCCAUCGUGGAAUUAUACUCAAUAUCCUUCAGGUGUCUGCUCUGGAGAGCACGAUCCGCCACCGGGAUGUUGAAAUUGUACUCGGCGUAUUACCCCUAAGUCAUGUCCAGGGCGUUAUCGCGUCUCACGGUACAGUUUACCUGCGAGACCGUCUUAUCUUGCACACGACUUUCGACAUGAAGGCAGCCAUGAUGUCUAUCCAAACCUAUCGUAUCAACAGACUGUACCUAGUACCGUCUGUGCUGGCCGCUCUCGUCGGGAACCAGUUCUUGUUUAAAAUUUUCGACUUGUCGUCAGUCGACACAGUCUAUGUAGGUGCUGGGAGUCUUAGCUCUGAGCUCUACGCCAAAACAAAGGCGGUACAGCCUAAUUGGAAUCUGGUUAAUGGCUAUGGCCUCACAGAAAGCUCCAUGGUUGUUGCCAUGAGCAGCUCGCAAGAGCCUGGCCCAGGCCCCGUAGGAAUCCUGCUACCCUUGUAUCAGGCACGUCUUCGACGAGAGGAUGGGAGUGAUGUUGAAGCUUUUGACGAACCGGGCGAGCUGCUCCUAUCAUCCCCGAACCAGGCCUCUGGAUACAUAGGAGACGAAGAGGCUGCCACAGCUACGUUUAGAGACGGCUGGUUGCACACUGGCGACGUGGCAAUUUUCCGGCAGAGCCCCCGAGGCGACUCGCAUCUGUACAUUGUCGACCGGCUGAGGGACAUGAUCAAAGUCAAGGGUAUGCAAGUUUCCCCAGUUGCCAUUGAGGAGUGCCUGCGACAGCAUCCUGGGGUUGCCGACGUAGCAGUAAUUGGAGUACCGGAUAACGUGGCUGGCGAACGAGCCAAAGCGUUCGUAGUCCCCAUGAAGAAUCCCGACCCAACAGCAAAGCCUGCCGAUCCUGAGACGCUCUUUGAGCAGUGGGAUGAGCACGUCCAGAGCAAGUUGACAGAGCCGCACUGGUUACGUGGACGUUACGAGCUGUUGGAAGCGCUCCCUCGUAAUACGUCAGGCAAAGUGGCCAAAGGUCUUUUGCGGGCUAUGUAA